Molecule: messenger RNA, 1656 nt
Organism: Colletotrichum fioriniae
Lineage: Eukaryota; Fungi; Ascomycota; Sordariomycetes; Glomerellales; Glomerellaceae
Source: RefSeq, a predicted model, not a curated record
AUGACGGAGUUCUCUGGCCCAAACCUAAGCCACCUGAACUUGCAGGACGAUUGGGAGCCCUCCUACCAAUACCCCGUCAGCUCUGUCAUAGACUGUCAGGUGCAAAUGCUCGCCCAUCGCAAGCAGGGCCCCGUUCUGCCCACUCUCGUCAUCACCAUCAACGACAAGGAAAAGAAGCGCCGUUCCAGUAGGGCUGCUGGCCUCAUCUCGAGCAAAGAGUCUACUGCCACUACGCUCUGGUUCCGAACUCCUCCCGACGACCAUCACAUUAGUCUACAUGAAUGGGCCCGGUUUAUUAUUUCGAGAAAGCUCCCCAUGAGCCCCGAAAGCCCGGCUUCUCCCUCUUUCACCAACCCCUUCGCCCAGCAGCGUUCUCGAGAUGUUGACUACUUCCCCCGCCCUCCAAGUGGGAACCCGAAUCCCCGUGGCACUCUGCAACACAAGAAUUCGACGCAGACAUACUCCAGCCGAGACCGCCCCAUCACAUUCAGCUCCGAUUCCCCGAGUUUGCGUUCUAAGCGCAGUGAUGUCUCAUCUCCGACAAGCACUACCCAUCCUGCUCAUAUGGGCUUCACCAUCCCAGAUCCCAAUAAAUACACUACCGUCCUCCCGAGCGACAUCCCCUCCCCUGUCACAACGAUGUCCAUGAGCGACUACCAACGAAGCGAACUGAUUGAGGGAUGGACAGCGGCACAAGGACGUUCGUCGACCAUCAGCUCACCGAUCCGCGGCCGAGGCAGCGUCAGCUCAGGAGGUGCCCAACCUUUUCCGGGUGCCGAUUCCAGUUCACCACCGAACCAGCGAGAGACGAUCCUGGAUCGAGCUUUCCAGCUGCGAUGCAUCCCUGGCUCCGAACUCGAGACUCCGGGUGAAGAAAAGCUCACUUCGCUGGCUCGGUUCGAUGCAUUGAUGCGGGAGGCCGACGAGAAAGUGCGACAACAGGUGAAAGAAGCACAUGCCGAGAAGAUUGCCAUGCUGAGCGCAUUCGAUGUCGAUGAGGACUCAUCCGAAGAGGAGGCUGACGACGACGAGGAAGAUGAAGACGACGACGAGCAUGACGAAUAUGCACACGAGGCAGAUGCCAGUGGCAAUCGCCAAACCUUGAUCGCACCCAAUGCCCAACGCGCCCUGGAAUAUCUUGCUAGUCGCCAAGAAGAAGCCAUGUCACCUCGCUCGCCCGUGAUGAGGAGCCCGCCUGCCAACUUCAGUGUUCCCCUGCAGGCUCCUGCGCGACCACACACGGCGCAUUCCAAGAUGCGGCCGGGUGUGACGCAAAGGACGUACAGCCAAACUCAGCCCGUGGGCCAAGAGAGGCUCGAUGUGCCAACCUCUUCAUCCGGUAAGACAUCCGAUGAUGCCAACUUCCGAACCAACGGGGAAAAGCGGGCGUCCGGCUCCAGCGCCAAGCGACUCAGCUUCAGCGAGUUCACCAAGCGUCUCUCGAGCACCAGCAGCUUACUUCUCGUCCAGACCAACACCAGCGGCGGGAGCAGUUGCGGCAGCAGCGAGUUCGACCCAAGUCCAUCUCAGGUACCCAAAGGUACUUUGAACGCUAGGGGCGUUCCUCCACGACCUCGAGACCUCGAGAGAGAGGAUCAAGAACGACGCUGUGGAUGGCGAAACAGCAUCGGAUUCACCGAGGGCGGUAUGAUUUAA